Messenger RNA from Lachancea meyersii CBS 8951, 837 nucleotides. Lineage: Eukaryota; Fungi; Ascomycota; Saccharomycetes; Saccharomycetales; Saccharomycetaceae. The record is from the annotation of a GenBank genome assembly.
AUGAGUGUUAAGGGAACUCAUCCGAAGAAAAUAUCGUCAAAGUCCUGCAGGGCAAUUUCUUCAGCCGUGGGGCUAUUGAUGCUCCUGGCAUUUGUGGCAUACACCAGUCGCGAUGCGGUGCACAGGUAUGGUUCGUGGCCCCAUAGGGACAACGAGAUAUUCGAAGGCGUCGGAGAAGGCGAGGAAACGUCGACUGCGUCUCGGAUUGCAACAGCACAAGCAGUAAAGACCUCGGGCGCAGCUGCCAGCUUGGACGACUCCAAAGAGGUGGAGCAGAUUUUCUCAGAGAUCAAGCUCGAAAUCGGCGAGUCCGGUAGCCAUACGAGUCUGAGAAGAGCAUCGGCAACCCGUGUGGCCACCCCAGCAGAGAUUGUCACAACCGAGGUCGUCCACGGACCCCAUAACUACAAUCCACUUGGCCCGAAUUUUGACCUGGUGCUGAGUUUCCACGAAAUCCUCAAUGCAUCGCCCGUGGUGGUCUUCGUGAACUCCAACGAGGAAUCACAGCAGUUGCGAGCGCUUCUGCAGAACCACUACGAGAUCUCGCCUCCACCAGCGAUGGUGGACCUCGAAAAACACUCCAAGGGCGCACAGCUGGAGUCCUUCAUCGAAAAUAACAAAUUGGAGCGUCCUGCGGACGAUGAAAGCCCAAAAGAAGACCACAAAGGGGCACACGAUGCUCCUUACCUGUUUAUCAACGGCCAUUCCGUGAUAAACACGGAUUUCCAGUCCGAUAUUCACAAUUUGCAUGUCCACAACACACUUCUGGAUAAGUUGAGGUCUGUGGCCGACGGAAACGUAAUGAUCCACCGCAACAACGUCCCAUCAAACUCAUAG